AUGUCUCUAAACGAAGAAACCAUCCGCACUGCUGUCUACUCUGGGUCUAUCGACCUCUUCGCUACCCUUCUCUCAGAAGACUCUACAAUUAUCAAUUAUCAAUUCGAUAGACACGGUACACCUCUCGCGCUAGCAUGCCAGAGUCAGCAACCGGUCAACUUCCUUGAGUUCUUGCUUAAGCAAGGCGCUGAUCCAAAUCAAGACCCAGAUGUUGCUCCAUAUCCAUUGGCUUCUGUGGCAGCCUUCUACAGCGACACCAGCGCGGCAGCACUUUUACUGCAGCACGGCGCAAAGUUAGAAAACACGGGAGCGCUUGCAGCAGCCGCAGGAAGAGGGAACGGAGUUAUGGUGCGAUAUCUACUUGAGCAUGGUGCGCAGCAGGAUAAGGACGUUGUAGAAGGUAGAAUUCCCGAGUUGGCGCUGCAUAUUGCAGCGCGCAAAGGAUAUGUUGGAAUAGUCAAGAUGCUGUUGGAACAUGGUGCAGAGAUAGAAAAGAGAGACACUGAAGGUCGAACGGCCCUCGACGCCGUGAAAGAAGCUGAAGAGAAAGAUGGAAGCGAUUUGAGCCAAAUACGGAGCCUCCUAGCUAAGCAGUAAUUGGAAAGUGUCCAGUUACGACACCGUUUUAAAUCCA
Molecule: messenger RNA, 634 nt
Organism: Daldinia vernicosa
Lineage: Eukaryota; Fungi; Ascomycota; Sordariomycetes; Xylariales; Hypoxylaceae
Product: ankyrin repeat-containing domain protein
Exons: 1
Coding region: 1-597 (198 amino acids)
Cellular component (GO): cytoplasm; nucleus
Molecular function (GO): protein binding
Source: RefSeq, a predicted model, not a curated record